Molecule: messenger RNA, 2084 nt
Organism: Hibiscus syriacus
Lineage: Eukaryota; Viridiplantae; Streptophyta; Magnoliopsida; Malvales; Malvaceae
Product: protein NUCLEOLAR COMPLEX ASSOCIATED 4-like
Exons: 15
Coding region: 56-1903 (615 amino acids)
Biological process (GO): ribosome biogenesis
Cellular component (GO): nucleolus; Noc4p-Nop14p complex; small-subunit processome
Source: RefSeq, a predicted model, not a curated record
GUUCGUUCCUUCCCGCCGCUUGAAUCUCGCUUCAAGCUUUCUCUAGCUAUCAACAAUGGCAUCAAUUCUCACAAAGAAACCAAAAAAGACCAAAUUGAAAGAGUUGAAAACCCUAGGUCAGCAACUCCUCUCUUCACGAGCUCACAUCAACAAUCUCCCUAUCCUCCUCACCUUCAUAUCGCCGUCGUCGCCGCCACAACACGUUCUCGAAUCACUCCUCUCGCUUCAGUCUUUUUUCACCACGGUGCUCCCCGACCUCCCUCCCUCUCAUUCAUCGAAAAAACGGCCGCGUCUCGACGAUUCAGCUAAGGAGGGUCCUGAGUUUAUUUACAGGACGUGGCUGAGAUCAAAAUUCGACGAGUUCAUUACAUUGUUGAUUGAAGUUUUGGUUUCUCCGGAUACUGAGGACGCUUUGAGAGAAAUUGUGUUGGAUUCGUUUAUGGAAUUCGUGAAGCUCGGAAAUGGAGGAAGCUUUUAUUCUGCUAUUUAUCACAAAUUACUGCGCAUCAUUGUUCAAUCUGCAACACCUGUUGAUUUUUUAUCAGAGUUGCUUGCUUCGAAGUAUUUUAAGUAUAUUGAUGUCCGGUAUUUUACGUUCAUUAGCAUGGAAAAACUUUCUAAAACUUUGGACACAACAGAUGUCCCUGAUGACAAAACUGUGGGUGGAGACGGUGACAGUGGGAGUCAAUCAAGAGAGAGCAUUGAGCUUUCUAUUCACAAGAUUCAUUACAUCAUAUCUCACAUCCCCCCUUUGGAAGGCAAUGAUGGAAAAUCUGAGUAUGAGAUGUGGAGUGGAUCAGGAUUUUCAUCUAAGGAAGAACAUGAUAAAAAGGAGCCCUCUAAGCGUCAGAAGGCAGAAGAUAAAAAGCUUAAGACUGAAAAACAAACAAAUAAUGUGUUGUCUCCAGCCACCAUUGCAAAGAAGAUGAAACUGAAGUUUACUAAAGCAUGGAUUUCAUUCCUUAGACUACCGAUCCCUAUAGAUGUAUACAAGGAGGUUCUUGGCACUCUUCAUCAGGCAGUCAUCCCUCAUUUGUCAAAUCCUAUAAUUUUAUGUGACUUCUUAACAAGAUCAUAUGAUAUUGGCGGUGUAGUUAGUGUCAUGGCACUUAGCAGCCUCUUCAUCCUAAUGACACAACAUGGUCUAGAGUACCCAAAUUUCUAUGAAAAGCUUUAUGCGCUUCUGUCACCUUCUAUCUUUAUGGCAAAACAUAGAGCCAAGUUUUUUCAGCUUCUUGAUUCUUGCCUGAAGUCGCCACUUCUUCCUGCAUAUUUGGCUGCUGCUUUUGCGAAGAAAUUAAGUAGACUGUCUAUUUCUGUCCCUCCAUCUGGAGCACUGGUUAUCAUAGCUUUGAUUCACAACCUUUUACGUCGACAUCCAUCAAUUAACUGUUUGGUCCACAAGGAAGAUGGCGAUGAAAGUUCAGAAGAUAGAUCUAAAGCUGAGGAUAUAGCCAACAAGGCAAAUGAUUCUGGACCUGACAAAAGACCUGGUAUUGAUCAUUUCAAUAGUGAGGAGAGCAAUCCUCUGAAAUCUAAUGCCAUGAGAAGUUCUCUUUGGGAAAUAGAUUCCCUUCGACACCAUUACUGCCCACCAGUUUCAAGGUUUGUGUUGUCAUUGGAGAAUGAUUUGACAGUUAGAUCCAAAACCACUGAAAUGGACAUCAAAGAUUUUAGUUCUGGUUCAUAUGCAACAAUAUUUGGAGACGAGAUUCGACGUCGGGUAAAGCAGGUUCCUUUAGCCUUCUAUAAAGCAACGCCGACGUCUUUGUUUCCCGAGUCUGAAUUUUGUGGUUGGACCUUCAAACACGAGGGAAGCAAGGAAAACGAGAGUGAAGAUAAGAAGCAGGAAACAUCCAAAGAAAAUGUUGCUUCAACAAAACGACAGCGGCUAGAAUGCUGAUAAUGUUCGUGAAUUGUUUCCAUGGGGAGAAUCGGCAAUUUUACUUGAAUUUUUUAGAUUAAAUUUUGUAAGACUAAACUGAAAUUGUCGUAAAAUUGUACCAAAAUUAAGAAAUCUUAAUUAAAAUAUUUAGAAGUAACUGCAAAAUUAAAAUAUAUUUUAGUAAAUUUGUUGAGUUCAA